Gambusia affinis (western mosquitofish) is the source of this 1001-nucleotide messenger RNA. RefSeq names its product odorant receptor 131-2-like. The transcript has a single exon. Gene Ontology annotation, biological process: G protein-coupled receptor signaling pathway. Gene Ontology annotation, cellular component: membrane. Gene Ontology annotation, molecular function: G protein-coupled receptor activity. The record is from RefSeq and is a predicted model, not a curated record. The coding region runs from base 216 to 1001 and encodes 261 amino acids. Lineage: Eukaryota; Metazoa; Chordata; Actinopteri; Cyprinodontiformes; Poeciliidae.
UGAAUCGGUAAGGAAGUGUUGACGAUGUCUUGCUGCUCAGUGGUCAUGUGAUGUUUACAGCUCUCACCUGGUGGCAGCAGAGAGAGGAUGAGAUAAAAGCUGAUGACAGGAAGUGGAUCUGCCAGAGCAGCUGUUCUGAUGAUGUGGGGUUGUAGUGGCAGUGACCUCUGUGACCUCUGUGACCCUGCUGGGUGUGUGAUGAUGAUGAUGCUGUGAUGCUGAGCAGGAGUGCGCUGAACGUGACGCUGACGGGGCCUCACCAGGGGGUCCUGGGUCUGGUGCUGUUCACCAUCGUCACCACGCUGCCAUGCUGCGUGUUCCUCUUCAUCAACCUCACCAUGCUGUACACGCUGCGCAGCCGGCCGCUGUUCAGAGAGGCGUCCCGCUACGUGCUGCUGUUCAACCUGCUGCUGGUGGACACCGUGCAGCUGUUCCAGAGCCAGUCCAUGUUCCUGCUGUCCGCGGUCAGCCUCUCGCUGCUGUACCCGGUGUGCGCCGCGCUCACCGCCUUCAGCAGCCUGGCCCACUGUGUGUCCGUGGUCACGCUGGUCAGCAUGUGCCUGGAGUGGUGCGUGGCGGUGUGCUACCCCCUCCGGCACAGCGCCAUCGUCACCCUGAGGAACACCGGCGCCGCCAUCGGCGUCAUCUGGGGCGUCAGCUCCUCCCACGUCAUCGUCCAGCUCAGCCUGAUGCUGUCCCGCUUCUCGGUAGCUGACCUGGGGGUCAUGCAGAUGGUGUACUACUGCGGGAAGGAGAGCGCCUUCAUCGACCCCGUGUCUGACCUCUACGACAGAGCCUUCACCUACUUCCUGUUCCUGCUGGGGGCGGCUACCGUCUCCUUCUCCUACGCCGGCAUCAUCGUGGCGGCGCGCUCUGCGUCCACGGACAGAGCGUCGGCCGUGCGGGCGCGGCGCACGCUGCUGCUGCACCUGCUGCAGCUGGGCCUCAGCAUGACGCCGUUUCUCCACACGCUCCCUGUGGAAGUUUACAUUUAUAAAUAA